AGGAGAGGCACUGACGGAAGAUGAGGACAUGCAAGAGCAAGAGGAAGAUCUUCGGCCUACCCUCCGCGGACACUACGUUGCAGCAGCAGGAGAGGCCCAAGAACAGCGCCAUGACCUCGAACAACCUCUACGUCCUCUUCCACGACACAGAUAUGCGAAAAAUCUCCACGGCGCAGAAGUAGCCACGCAGCAAGAUCCCCUCAUCGUCGUGCCACCGCAGCCCUUCCCCGCACCCGAUGGCACGACAAACAGCCAAGCGUUCCCCGUUGCGGGCGUCAGGAGAUUUCUCACGCGGACGAUUGAGAAAAAGCGGGAACAGUUAUUGAAUCUAGUGAAGAACGCGGUCACGUUGGUUCCGAAUGUUUCCGUUAAUCCUCUGAACAUCCGCGAGCAAGCAGCUUCGUACGUCGUCGAUCUUUUCCGGUUCCGCGGGGAUUUAGACCGGGCGGUUUUGUUAAAAGCCAGUUUGAUGUCGUUGUUGGAUGAAGAAGGACGGAACCUUCAUGCUGUAAUGCAACAGUUGGCCAGGAAAGUUCUCGCGAUAAGCGCAGGCACAAAACAAGUCCAGGCUUCAACAGCUUCUCCGAUCGAUUCCUCCGAGUCCCUUCUGUCCACGCAAAGUCAAAAAGACCAGUUGGAAGCCCAUGUGAGAGAUUUGGUGCAUCGCUUGUUCUUCGCGGAGGACUUAGUAUCCCAACCGGGCCAAACGCAGCCACGGCCACCAGCGACCGAGCAGGCGGUUAGCGAAACCUCGAUUUUGGAACAGCACAUCCGUCAGCAGUAUUCGGAAGUGGUGAAACUGUACAGCAUGCGGAGGCACCGGAGUCGGCAGAGGGUGAAACAGAAGAUGGAAUUUGAAAUGCGGGUACAGGAAGGAGAGGAACGUCAAACUGGAGCAGACAUAACUGCAAAAUCUCCUACAGUCUCUCGGCGUGGUGGUGCAGCCACUUCGUCGCGACAGCAGGGUUCAAUAUUUUCGGGCAGUGAAGAUGCCUCCCCUGGCGGUACUAGUUCUUCCUCCAGAACCGGAUCAUCUUGCGCUGGCGGCAGUUCUAGUCCACAACUUUGCAGCAGCGAUAAAGACACCCCAUGCUCCUCAGAUUUCAAAUCUUGUUCGCGGCAAACCAGCGUGCAAAGUAGCUUCACAGGAGCGGGCAGCCCUGCGCUCGGGCCGAAAAAUGCGCCCACGAUCGUGUUGCCAGAAGAGGAACAAGCUGAGGAACAAGCCGGUGCGCUUUCUGUUGCAGCAGAUACAGGUACAGUAGCAUCGCCAGGACGAGCUUCUGCAGCACCGAGCCGACAACGCUAUUUCAAUCCCUUCACCGACCAAGAGGUUGGGAAGCCGAAAACCUUGUCCCACGAGCCAACAAGGGCUUACCCGAGAAAAGUUGUACUUGCCUACGACCCGGAUCCAGAUGACGUGAGAGAGUUACAAGUGUUUGCGGAUAAAUACAGACUGCAGUACGAACAGCAGGCGGAGAUUUACGGUGGCGGAGAUUAUGGGCGGCCCACCGUCACAGCUGAGGAAUCAGGCGACGCUGCACCAGCAGGUUCUUCAGACCAGGAGGAGGCCAAACCCGGCAGCCGGCGCAAGAUGAAGAAGCUAGAGCUGUUAGCUUCGAAGUACCACCUGAUGCGCGUUUUCGAACUUUCAUCCGCUGCACCAGCAGAAAAUAAAGUAGAGUGCUUCACCUGGCAGGCUUGGAAACUGGAUGAAGUGGAUCAUAGUUGGAAGAAAAGUCAAAGUAAAUCUUUGAUGCAGGAUGAAGAUGCAACAUCUUCCGACUCCCCCACUUCCUCGCAGGUGGACAAUAAUGAUCAUGCAGAAAAGGUCUACCCAACGCCAAACAGCUCGAAGCCGUCUUCUUUCAGCAUUGCAUCUUCCUUUGCCGCUUCUGACGAACGUCAUUAUCGCGCGACGCACUUGACGGCAAACCAGUUAGAGCAGCUGCACGAGAUUCAGUCAAGGAGGAAUAAAACAGAAGAUGAUAUUGCGAGCGAUCAUGUGGGCGCCGGUUUUUCCUUGCCGGAAGCCGCUAUGGAUGUGGAUGUUGCGACAGAAAUUAUGCCAGCUGUUCCCUCUCCGACCGAGUUGGACAACGGUUCUGAGAGGUCUCGUGUAAGAACCGCCACGCCAGAUUGGGACAAAAUGCAGGUUGAAGUAGAUGAGGAAGUAGCACAAUUAGAAAGAAGAGCCCACUCGAAAGAAACCGUCGGCGUUGCGAGUAGCGUCUCUUCCACGACGAUGGCCUUCAUCAAGGGGAUGGAUCAAGGCAUGAACGCUGAGAUGCAAUCUGUGGUUUCUGACUCCGCGGUGUCUUCACCGAAACACUUGAGUAGUAGCGCAGCGGGCUCUUCUGUGGCGAACAGCAAGCCGCAAUCACCGCAGCAUAGCUGUUUACGAAACUACAAUGUCGAGGAAGCAGGAACUGCGGAGAGUAACAAACGCAAAAACGGACCUUCUCUCGUUGCAGAACCCGCCGACGAACUUUCCAACCUGGAACGGGAGUUCAUCACGCUCGCCCGAUUACUCGACCAAGCGACCAUGCACUUGCUCCAUGUGGAAUUGCUGGAGCGAAAAUUGAUUGAAGUUUCGUAUCUCGUGAAUUACAACGAAUUGGAGGGAAUCCGGCAGAACAAUCAUCUCCAUUCCUUCUGGCUCUACCCCACGAUUUGGGUCCAAAACCACUUCAACAUCGUUCUAGACCAACUGGAACUCUACCAAUCCGUGCAGAAAACGUCGGAACUUUUCUUCGAAGGUAUCCUCAGUGAAUUUCCCGUACCCGACUAAAAAAUGCGGCUUCAGCAUGACAAAACUUGCCUCCGAUCCUAGUUAGAGCAUUGCAAGUGUUCUUACACUGCAAGUUGGCAAAAUUUGUGAUGCCUUUUGUACGUCGUGCCCGGGAAAUUUGUAUUGCAUAGAGGGGAGCGAUAGCCUACUAGCAAACCGGAUCCCCAAGUCGGAAGUUAUGGCGCACAACGAGAACCACUUGCUCGCUUUGGAGAUUUUUCAGUUCAUGAUGGGGGCAGAUAAAGGGAGUUCUAUGCGGGGGGAACACAUGAUGCACCAGCAGGAGCAGGAGGAACCCCAUGAUAAUAGAGAAGCUUCUUCAACAUCAACAGCGAUCACUUCUGUUGGCGAGGUUCACUCCAUGUUCCAUUUACUCACAAAAGACCACAGCGCGACACUAGGGAACAAACAGUUGAAAAUCACGCACAAAUCUUGGUCGAGCUUUGGCACGAUGGAGAAGAUCUACGGUGGGUUCGUCGAGUGGAUGGCGGCGCAGCAUCAACAGCAGAAAGUUGUACUAGCGGACCCAAAUCUGCACUCUCAAUCGUCAGCAACGAAGGAUUUUACCGUUUUCCAUCUGUUUUAUCAAGGGAUUUCUGAGGGGUGGAGGAGGCGUUUCAUGCUCCCGGAAGAAACGGCGAGAGGCAUUUGCGGGAAAAAAACGGUAAAAAUUGCAGGCGGCGGAGGAUCAGGAUCUUCCGUAAUAUCAGCGACGUCCAUUGCAUCAGCGACCACUUGCGGCUCCCGUGCGAUGACAACCGCAUUGAUGAAUGGGAUUUCGAAAAUCGGCAGCACCAAAAGCAGCGCGGCCACGGCGGUGUCGAUGUUGGAAGGGAAGACGAAAGGAACAUCUUCAAACAAGCCCCCAGGAACUACAAGCGAUAGUAACAUCAACUUGAGCACAAAUAAUCUUGUUCCCCCCCACGAGCUCCAUUUCUCCAAAGUGACGAACUUCAUCGUGACCGAAAUCCAGAAAUUCGUUGAGCCGAAACAUGCGGACAUUGAGCGGAGAUCGAAACUAGAACUCCUGCAUUUCCGGAAGCAUUUUGAUUUCCAACAUUUUCUCGCCUACGUCACCGGGCCGGAGUUUUUGAUUGCGAGUUUAGGUCAUGAGUUCAAAUCGCAUAUGCCAGCGGAGUAUGUUGUAGAUGAGGAAGGGGCGUCUGGUCUUCCGGUCGCUUCUCGGACCUUGGAUUUGAACAAUUCUGACACUUCUACUUCCACUGGUUUACAGUACGACGUGAUCACCGAGGCGAUUAAAGCGACAUCAGAUAAAGACAUGGACAAAAUCGCGGAAGCGCUGGCGUUGGAGUUAGAAAGAGAGCAGGACCGGAUAGAAAAGUUGAGCCUGCUGGAAAGAAAUCUAGAGCAGAUCAAAGGAGAGAUGGACGAGAAGGCAGUAGGAGACGAGGAGGACUCAACAGAUGAACUUGGUGCCGGGAAUAGCAGAUCUUCUCCGACGGAAGUUGCUGACAAAGCAAGACAAAAGUUUUUAAAUCCACCGGCCGCGCUCGAUCUCCAAACCGCUUUGACCCAAGCACCCGCGGAGAGUUUGUCUGAGAAAACACAGCAGACGAAGGCGGGCAUUAUUCAGAGUUUGCUCCAGCGGAAAUACGCGGUUGCGCCACGACCUGGUGUAACACCUGCUGCAGGUGGAGGUCUGGUUUUGCCUCCCAUUCCGAAGUUGUUUGAUGAAAGAGCUAGUUCGACGUCCACAGGUUCUGCGUCUAUAGCUCGACCUCUGCCCGCGUUGCCGCCGGCUGCUGGAGCUCCUGCGGAGAAUGGUGCUCCUAACGCAGGAGAAGGAGAAGGCCCUUCCGCUGCUGGCAAUGUCACCGUCGCCGCACCAGGGCCACGGCUACUGAAGCCGCCCAGUCCGGAGCUUUUGGCAGAAUGGAAAAAGAGGAGAGAAACUGCGGUUGCGUCGAAAUUGCCUCCGCCACCGGUAGGAUCUUCGAAGAAUGGGGGAGGUGAUCUUGCGCCGGAAAUCCCCCCUUUGCCGGUCUCGCUACCUGGAGGAGGUGAUGAAGAAGAUUCUACUUCAAGAACUAGCGUUCUUGCGUUGCCGACAAGCAACACGACGCGCUCCUCGAGUGGUGCAACUACUGCUGCAGAGAUGGCAGCCUUCGCUUUUGAAUGGGAAAAGAAGGCGGCACUGGAGUUCCAACAGGGGCAACGGGACGAGAGUGAAGUUGGAGAGGAAGCUGCUGCAGCUUCAUCGACGAUGAACGUGAACAGCAGUCUUUCAACACCGGACGGGAUUUUUCCGCCAGUGAACAGCAGUCUAUUCAACAAAAAAGCAUUAGCGUUAGCGUUUUGGCAUUUGCUGGCGAAAGCCAAAUUUUUUUUCAUUCUAGCUAGUGACGUAGCUGUGUUCCGUUCAGACAGAACCGCGCUAACUGGAAGCAGUGGAAGCAGUCUCUUCGGCCGAGAAGCGGAUCGGAGAUGAUACCGCCAAAGAUGUGGGCGACGGCUAGGCCGUGCACAUGUCUGGGGCUUCAGGGACUUCCGGCUACGCGACCUCCUGGCCAUGCGGGGGGCUGGCAAGCCGUCGCUCUUGGAGUGCCUGAAGACCCGUUUUUGGCUUGCGGCCUUUGAGCCCGAGCAAGAUGAUCAAGCUUCCCAAAGUCUGGCAUUAGCGUUUCUGUCCUCGGAGGUCAUUUUGACCCCCUGAGCAGAGGCGAAAUUGCAUGGUCGCAAAAGAAAACGCUAAUAAACUCAUGAUAGCGUCGGAGGAGCGUCUCUCUUCUCAGGUUCACAAAAAACGCUAAUAAACUCAUGGUAGCGUCGGGGAGCCUCUCACGAAAGAAAAGACGCACUUUUGUAAGUUCACAACUUCCCCACGCUAUCAUGAGUUUAUUAGCGUUUUUUGAGCCUUGGCAUAAGUUUACAUUUUCCGCACGCUAUCAAGAGUUUAUUAGCGUUUUUUUUUGCGACCGUGCAAAAGUGCAGGACUUCGGCAAGAAGUCUUUGGGUAUUUUGCUGGUCCCCCCGAAGGCGCUAAUGGACGCCGGGUCGGAGCUCCAACCUGCGCUCCAUCAAGCUGCUGUGGCGGGUGGGGCGCUUGUUUGAAUGAUAUUGGAUAGCAAUCUUUCGUCUGAACGGAAAAUAGCCGACUCGACAUGCAAAAUCAAAAAAAAAAUCGUUUGUUCGAACAAAUCUCAAAAUAUCCCACGAAAAUAACCCAUCCCCAUCGUAAUUGCUAUUUUUUUUGCAAAAAACGCUAAAAAAAAUUGAAAAAAAAACAAAAAAAUUGCUACCCAUGCGGAAGGGCUUCGUGGUGUUAGCUAGCACGUGACGACUAUGACAGAAGCAGCCUGAGACGAUUCAUCUAGAAGUGUUUGCUUUGAAUUAGCUAGCUCAAGGCAUCCCCGGCGAAGCCGCGACAACAAAGCCACCGAAAGAUGGGCGUCAGACAGGGAGACAGCGCCGGCUACGGAUACGCUUUAGGGCCGUCAGGGCCGUUGGUUUGCUUGCUUUUUCCCACAUCACCGUCGCCAUGUCUGCUUGCCACCACAUCGCGACCAUAGAUGAAAGCCCGUGACCUGUUUUGUCCGUCGUUUUGGCCUCAAUAGGUCGGCGAAAAUUACCCAUCCGGACAAAUUUUUGCGACUUUUGAGCUUUUCGGAUUUUUUCCGCAAAUAUCUGUUCAAAAAACCGGAAAAAAUCAGAUUUUUCUUUUUUUUGGCAAAUUUCUUCAAAAUUCCGAAAAUGCAGAAAAAUCUAUCACGAUGGGUUAUUUUCGCCGACCUGUAUAGGCAAAAAAGCCUACUUUUUUCGAAAAGUGGUCCGAUUUUGAUUUAUCUGGAUGGGUUAUUUUCACCCGACCUGAGUCGGGCAAAAAGUUGCUCUUUUUUUGCUUCAAAGCCGGCUUUUUUGGGAAAAAAAAACUUGGGUUUUCGGGGUAUACGGGUCGGCGAAAAUAACCCAUCCAGAUGAUUUGCAAAGUUUCGCUAUUUUACAAAACCCCAAAAAAGGCGAGCAAAAAGCGCGCGCCUGCCCCGACCUGAGUCCGUUGAUUUGGCGAUUUUUUUUCUUUCAAAAAAGUAAACACUCUGAGCGACAUUUUAGCCGGACUCAGGUCGGGGCAGGCGCGAGCUUUUUGCUCGCCUUUUUUGGGUUUUUGAAAAGUCACGAAAUUUUGCAAAUCAUCUGGAUGGGUUAUUUUCGCCGACCUGUAUACCCCGAAAACCCCAGUUUUUUUUUUACAAAAAAGCCGGCUUUGAAGCAAAAAAAGAGCAACUUUUUGCCCGACUCAGGUCGGGCGAAAAUAACCCAUCCAGAUAAAUCAAAAUCGGGCCACUUUUCGAAAAAAGUAGGCUUUUUAGCCUAUACAGGUCGGCGAAAAUAACCCAUCGUGAUAGAUUUUUGGUCGAUUUUUGAUUUUGGCGAAAAAUUGGAAUUUUUUUGAAUUUCUUCGCUUGCGUCUGCCCUCAACCAUUUUUGCCGGACCUCCAUUUCUGGACAAGCCAGGUGACCAGUUGCGCGACCAUUCCGUCGCCGCGGACGCGGCCUAAUUAGGGGCCAGGGAGGCGGAGGAUAGGGCGGCCGCCCUUCCGGCGCGAAGCGGGCCUGUGCGGCCCUCCCGGAGGCCGCCGGCGCGCAGGACCUUCCGCGCCGCCACCGACCACGACCAGGAGCGCGGCCGCAGACCACGAGGAAGGGCCGCGCCCUCGGGACAGAGACAUUGCUGGCGGUUCUUCCCUGAGGAUGCCUGGAGCUAGCUACUUUAUUCACAUCAUCACUAGCGAUUCCUCUCAAGCCGGCUGUUCUGACUAGUUAUCACGAAGCUAACUGACGCCACGACUUUUUUUUUCGCAAAAAAAAAUCAGAAAAGUCGCAUUUUUUUUUAAUUUUUUUGUUUAUUUUAAUUUAUUUUUUUGCACCGUAAAAAUGGCAAUUACGAUGGGGAUGGGUUAUUUUCGUGGGAUACAAAACGCUAACGCUAAUACUUUUUUGUUGGAUACAGUCUUUCAACACCGGACGGGAUUCCGCCAGUGCCAACAGGUACUGGUGCAGAAACUUCUUCUGCAACGACAACUUCCGGCAGCAGUGCGGCUAAGCCAGCAGCAGGUUCAAAGAAAGGCACUAAGGAAAAUAAAGAGAAGGCUAAGGCUGCCAAGAGCAAUGGUGGGAAUGGAAAUGGGAACAACAACAAAGUCGGUGGAAAGCAGAGUACUACUAGUAGGGAAAAGCAACCAGCAGACGGAACAUCAACUUUAGCUGCAACCACAGCAGAAAAUAUUAACCAAGACAGCGGCGCCCCUUCUCUCGGCACCAGUCCCAUUUCCGACAUCAUUUCCGUUCUUCACAAUUUCGCGAAAAACCUCUUUCAAGAGUUCACCGAGCAGGACGAUUUGAAAUUCCUCCUAUGAGAGUGCACAACCCUCCCUCCCCCUUAUUUGUGUAGCAUGGACGGCAAUUAUACAAUUGCCAGCAAGAAUGCCGGCUGUGCAUGACAAAUUUGCACACGAGUGUAGUGCUGUUUGGGCUUCCGGAGUUUGUGGUCAUCCAAACAGUGCAAAGAGACGCAGUGCCUGGAUUUGGUGUUUUGCAUGACAAAUGAGGGGGAGGGGGGGUUGUGCACUGUCAUUCCUCCGGAAAGACAUCGCGAACUUCUUGCGUAACGGGGUGUUGUGGGUCUGGUGGCGAAGAAUUUACCUCGUGUUGGAGCACAUUGGGCUUUCCGAAGUGUUGCAGACCUUCGCGCAGGAAUAUUUGUGGGAACAGACGACUACCGGUUUGCAGCAAGAAAAUAGUACCAAAGGGAACAAGAAAAGUGGUGCUAAACCCCCACUGCAAUUGCCGCAGUUAAUCUCGAUGCACUUUAUCCCACCAGACCCCAAUAGCUCACACGACUGCUCCAUGUUUCUAGCGGCGGACGGAGACAAAGCUUCUUCACCGUCAUCGUCCGCUGCCGCAUCUACUUCACAAACCGAUUUGUCCUCGUCGAACAAACGUCUUUCCAGCAAACCAGGCUCCAGUCCAGACCUGCGGAAGAAGAUACAAGAGAACAACCAGGGCAUCCCCGCAACGGCACAACCAUCUGCGGAUGUUACCGCAACUGCAGAGGCGCUUGGCAUUGCGAAUCCGCAUAUGGUGAAAUCUGUAACCGCCUACAGCUAUGGCAGAGACCACGAAGCGGAUGAGGACCACGAUGUUAAUAGCCGUAGUGCUAGUGGCCGUGGCGCAGCCGCGGAAGAUGGAAAAACAAACGGCGAACAGCAACAGCAAAACUGGCAACCCUGCACGGGCCCGCAUUUGAACGCGAGAAAAUAUCGAAAUUCCAACGCUCUGAGGCUCAGAUUUCUACUCCCCUCUGACCUCCUUUCCGCAGAACAACUAGGGAAAGUGGUUUAUUCCACCAAAGCACCAACGCUGACCCGGGCUGCUGGUGGUGGGGGUGCUGUAGGAUCAGCCGCAGGAGCUACUGGUGGAAAUAGUGGCAGUACUAAAGGUAACAGUAAAGAGAAGAACAAGACGGGUGCUGGGGCAACUACUGCUCCAUCUACUGCAGACAGUACCAACACGCUCCUGCCGAAGUCCGCCCAAGUGGUCGACGUUUAUCUCAAACACGAAUUGGUCAACGGGUACGUGCGGAAGGUUCUGAGCGAGCAGUUGCGGUUAGAAGUGAGGACAGUGGUGGAGAGGACACAGCAAGCAGUCGAGUUAGCCGGGGACGCGAAUUAUGAACUGCAAAAACAUCGUACUAGUAGUAAUUGCAAUACAAAUUAACUCAGCAUGACACAUGGAAUUUGUCAUGCUGUUUUGCCUUGGGAUAGAGAUAUGUAAUGCAUGACUGCGAUUACUACGAGCGCGAUACUUUUGCACAGGAUACAAAUGCAGAGCGGGGGGAGAGAGUUCGGUGGACCAGCCCGACGGAAAAAUAUAUCACCAGUUUGGCGGAUGCGGUAUCAUUCGUGUUUUGCUGGACAAAGUUUUUGUCAUGCAUUUUCUUCAUUUUCACAGUCUCUGACUUGUACAAGAUCAUGAGAGACUACAUCUGCAAUGCACGUUUGUGUUACAUAGCGAAGUUACCCAACUUUUCAACAAUUCAGGUCUACUACUCCCUCGAGUUCGACGAGGUCAUUGACGCGUUUCUGGAGCACCUUCGCGGUGACCCACACCAAUCCGCAGACCACUGGAUUUCUGUUGCUUCGUCCAACUUCGGGAAGGCGAUCGACGCCAUCUAUGGGGAGGAAGAAAAUGUACCACCAGGACCAGCGAAGGGACAAGGACAACAAAAUGCGGGUAAUCAUCAACAUACAGGCUCAUCUUCUCCCAACCUCAACCCGCACGCGUCGAAGGACCAGUUGCUGAACUUAUUGAAGUAUGAAUUGCAAAAGUACUUUAGCCUUAGCCUUACUACUACUAGUAGAAAGCGCAUGACAUCAAAUAAUCUUCUCAGCGUAUUAACACAUGGAAUUUGUAAUGCGGGUCUGCCUUAACAACGGGAUUUGUAAUGCAUACCGACGAUCACUACGAUCACGAUACUUUUGCAAUGCAUAUGAAGCAGGAAAUCACCAAACACGGGGUCAUCCACGGAAACCAUGCACAGGCACUGCAGAACAUGCGGGGCGUGAAUUCGGGACAGAGCUACGGGGUGCCCCACCACGUUCUCCCCGCGGUAGUGGCCAGUCCGGGGGCGUUUGCGCUCUACCAGUGGAACCUGCACUUCUUCACGUUAUUGACGAGUCACGUUUUCAUGUUGGGGGAUUUUUGA
Molecule: messenger RNA, 10514 nt
Organism: Amoebophrya sp. A120
Lineage: Eukaryota; Dinophyceae; Syndiniales; Amoebophryaceae
Source: the annotation of a GenBank genome assembly